GGGCGUGGUCAGUGAACGGUCGUCAGGGCGGACUCGGCGCUCCUCGGCGGCCUUCGUCUGGAGCUCGUGUGGGCCUCGGCUCCUCUUCGGGCACGAUCGUUCGGCCUUCGGCAGGCCAGGCUCGGCUCUCCUCGGCUGCCUUCGGCUCCUCUUCGGCUACGCUCCCGGAAGGGCGCCCAUGGAGCCGGCUUGCCGGCCUGCCAUGGCGCCUCUGCUGGAGUAUGAGCGGCAGCUGGUGCUGGAACUUCUGGACACCGACGGGCUGGUGGUGUGUGCCCGCGGGCUCGGCGCCGACCGACUCCUCUACCAUUUCCUCCGGCUGCACUGCCACCCGGCCUGCCUGGUGCUGGUGCUCAACACGCAGCCGGCCGAGGAGGAGUAUUUUAUCAAUCAGCUGAAGAUAGAAGGCGUGGAGCACCUCCCUCGGCGAGUAACCAAUGAAAUUGCAAGCAACAGCCGCUAUGAGGUGUAUACACAGGGCGGCAUUAUAUUCGCCACAAGUCGCAUCCUGGUGGUUGAUUUCCUGACCGAUAGAAUACCUUCAGAUUUAAUUACCGGCAUCCUGGUGUACAGGGCUCACAGAAUCAUCGAGUCUUGUCAGGAGGCGUUCAUCCUGCGCCUCUUCCGUCAGAAGAACAAACGGGGUUUUAUUAAAGCCUUCACAGACAACGCUGUCGCCUUCGAUACUGGCUUCUGCCACGUGGAGAGAGUGAUGAGGAAUCUUUUUGUGAAGAAGCUGUAUCUGUGGCCAAGGUUCCACGUGGCAGUGAACUCGUUCUUGGAACAGCACAAGCCUGAGGUCGUGGAGAUUCACGUCUCCAUGACCCCGGCCAUGCUCGCCAUCCAGACCGCCAUCCUGGACAUCUUAAACGCAUGUCUGAAGGAGCUCAAAUGCCACAACCCGGCGCUGGAAGUGGAAGACUUGUCUUUAGAAAACGCUAUCGGGAAACCUUUUGACAAGACAAUCCGCCACUAUCUGGACCCUUUGUGGCAUCAGCUUGGAGCCAAGACCAAGUCCUUGGUCCAGGAUUUGAAGGUCCUACGGACGUUGCUGCAGUAUCUCUCUCAGUAUGAUUGUGUCACAUUUCUUAACCUCCUGGAAUCCCUGAGAGCAACGGAGAAGGCUUUUGGUCAGAAUUCAGGUUGGCUCUUCCUGGACUCCAGCACCUCAAUGUUUGUAAAUGCUCGAGCAAGGGUUUACCGCGUUCCUGAUGCCAAGCUGAUGAAAAAAGGCAAAAUGUCUGAAAAUAUGGAAAUAAAAGAAGGGCAAGAGACAAGGAAGGAACUAGUCCUUGAAUGCAGCCCGAAGUGGGAGGCGCUGACCGAAGUAUUGAAGGAAAUAGAGGCAGAAAACAAGCAGAGUGAAGCACUCGGCGGUCCGGGUCAAGUGCUGGUCUGCGCCAGUGACGACCGCACCUGCUCGCAGCUGAAGGACUACCUCACGGCCGGGCCCGAGGCCUUCCUGCUCAGGCUCUACCGGCAGGCGUUCGAGAAGGACAGCCUCGCCGAGGAGGUGUGGGUGAGACUCCGGAAGGAGGACAGUUCACGGAGGACCCGCAGGUCUCAGAAGAGACCCAAAGACCCCCCAGUCAAAGAGCGUCCUGCGAAGGAAAGGGCUGGCCGAAAGAAGAAACCAAAGUUGACCUUAACCCAGAUGAUGGGGAGGCCGGAGGAUGAACUGGAGGAGGAAGGGGAAGCCGAGGAAGGCAAGCCCCGAGAAGUAGGCAGCAGCCCGGAAGGCAGCGUGGAGGAAGUGAGCCACGAGGAAUUCGAGGUCCAGUUGUCGUCGGACGCUGCCUACGGAAUCCUCAAAGAGCCCCUCACCAUCCUGCACCCGCUCCUGGGCUGCAGCGACCCCUACGCGCUGACGCGGGUCCUGCACGAGGUGGAGCCCAGAUACGUGGUUCUCUAUGAUGCUGAGCUCACCUUUGUUCGCCAGCUUGAAAUCUAUAGGGCCAGCAGGCCCGGGAAGCCCCUGAGGGUUUACUUCCUGAUCUACGGAGGCUCCACGGAGGAGCAGCGCUACCUCACGGCUCUACGCAAAGAGAAGGAAGCCUUUGAGAAGCUCAUCAGAGAGAAGGCCAGCAUGGUUGUCCCUGAAGAGAGAGAAGGCCGAGACGAAACCAAUCUGGACUUGGCAAGAGGCGCUGCGUCCACAAACGCUCCCACAGACACGCGCAAGGCCGGUGGCCAGGAGCAGAACCAUAUGCAGCAGAGCAUCGUCGUGGACAUGCGUGAGUUCCGGAGCGAGCUCCCAUCGCUGAUCCAUCGCAGGGGCAUCGACAUCGAGCCUGUGACCCUGGAGGUCGGGGACUACAUCCUGACCCCAGACAUGUGCGUGGAACGCAAGAGCAUCAGCGACCUGAUCGGGUCCUUGAACAACGGCCGUCUCUACAGCCAGUGCGUCUCCAUGUCCCGCUACUACAAGCGGCCCGUGCUGUUGAUCGAGUUCGACCCCAGCAAGCCCUUCUCCCUCACAUCCCGAGGUGCCUUGUACCAGGAGAUCUCCAGCAACGACAUCAGCUCCAAGCUCACACUGCUCACGCUCCACUUCCCCAGGCUUCGCAUUCUCUGGUGCCCCUCCCCCUACGCCACCGCCGAGCUGUUUGAGGAGCUGAAACGCAACAAGCCACAACCCAACGCAGCGAUGGCCCUGGCUGUGACAGCCGACUCCGAGACCCUGCCCGAGUCGGACAAGUACAACCCUGGCCCCCAGGACUUCUUGUUGAAGAUGCCCGGGGUCAAUGCCAAGAACUGCCGCUCAUUGAUGAACCGCGUGAAGAACAUCGCGGAACUGGCCAGUCUGUCCCAGGAGGAGCUCACGAGCAUCCUGGGCAACGCCGCCAAUGCCAAGCAGCUGCACGACUUCAUGCACACCUCCUAUGCCGAGGUGGCAUCCCGGGGGAAAGUGAAGAAGUGAGCCACGGAGGCCGGCCUCUCAUCCCACGCCUGCGCUGUCCGCCUGCCCCGUGUCGGCCAGCGGAGCUCACUGUCUGCGACAAGCUCGGUGCUGAUCUGCAGAGCAGAAAGUGCUUAGAGGUUCUUUCCCCAGGGACAGGGACCAGGAUUCCCCUCACUCCAGCCCCUCGAGGUCAUCCUCGCUGUCCCACGGCGGCCCCCGCCCCAGCUUGCACUGUCUCUGCCAGGCCCUCGGGCACCCAGCCCUACAGGGGGUGGCAGGAUCAGGUAGUUUCUGCAAGACUUGGUUUGUGCAGGCUCCUUGAAACCUAGCAGAAAUGUGUUUUUCCUAUGCAAACAGUAAGGCACGCAGUCAUGUUCUCAUCCUCUGUCUACACAGGGCCCUCUGUCUACACUCACAGGAUCAUCCCUUUGCCAUUUCCCCUGGCCAGUGCUCCACACCACGUCGUCUUCAGCUACACACCUCCUCCACCUUGUAGUUCCUGCUCCUGCGAGACCGGCCAGCUAGGCUUCAGGUCCCAUACAUGUAGGUAGCGUGCACUACACCUUGACUGUUCAGAACCAAUAUUGCCAAGGCACAAAACAAUUCACCUGCUUGCAGAACAGGCUGGCCCAGGGAAGAGCCCUGGGGCUUGGCAGUUGCUACAGCUGAGUCAAGUCCAGGGAGCGCCCUGUCCAGAUGGCGGUCAUGGACAGCUGCAGGAACCCCUCCCUUCUGGGCAGGCCCAUGUUGGGAAGGAGUUUUCCUUCCUCAAGUUGAGAUAAAGGACUGCAGGUAGAUGAAAGCGCAGUGCACGGACUAUGUACAAGUUCAAGAAAAAAAGAAGUAUGUAUUUAAAAACCCCUAAGGAACACAAUCUCAUUUGGAACCUACUUCCCGUUGAUUUAGGGUUUCCUUUUAUGGAUGUGAACAUACAGGGUAUUCGUAGCACCUUUGUACAGUUUUUAAACUUUUCUAUUUAAACAUUGACAUGCACAGCGAUGCCUAAUAAAUUUCCUACCUCAAGAGCUGGCAUAGACAUGAAUUCAGCCAGCCAUGAUCCCAUUGGAAUGUGUCAUCAAUGUCACCUGGUUUUUAUUGUUUGUCACAUUGACGGAGAGCAUGUGACACAAAAUCAUCUUCAGCAAAAGUAGUUUUAGCUGAAGACCAAAAAAAUUGAAGUCUUCAACUUUAACAAAAAAGAUUUUUAACUGCCUUUCCAAACUUGGCUCUCAUGUUGGCGUCUCGAUGUGGCCGUGCUGGGCCGUGGAUGUGGAUCAGUAACUGCGGACGAGGCUGUCAGAGCUGGACUGGUUUUCCUGGAACUCGGCCACGUGACACAGAGGAUGGCCGCGAGGACAGGAGCCCAAGAUCAGUGGAAGGUGGGAGAAAGAUUCGCACUGCAGCUUUUGUCCCGGGGUGAAAGCAGAAAUGCGGAGUGGUGCCAGGCUGAAUUUGCAGGCUCCCUUU
Molecule: messenger RNA, 4369 nt
Organism: Ochotona princeps (American pika)
Lineage: Eukaryota; Metazoa; Chordata; Mammalia; Lagomorpha; Ochotonidae
Gene: ERCC4
Product: ERCC excision repair 4, endonuclease catalytic subunit
Exons: 11
Coding region: 179-2920 (913 amino acids)
Biological process (GO): double-strand break repair via homologous recombination; resolution of meiotic recombination intermediates; nucleotide-excision repair involved in interstrand cross-link repair
Cellular component (GO): nucleotide-excision repair factor 1 complex
Molecular function (GO): single-stranded DNA endonuclease activity; single-stranded DNA binding; damaged DNA binding
Source: RefSeq, a predicted model, not a curated record